AAUAGGAAAGUCUUGCCCGAAUGAAAACAAUGUGUUUGACGAGUGACGAGUUACGAGUUUUUAAUCUUUUCUAACCUCGUGUAGUUAGAGGUUUGUCGAAAUUAUUCGUUGUUUUGAAUAUUAAAAAUGAAGGAGCACAUACUUUCCACUUGUGAGAAAACUUUCGUUCUCGAUGCGAUCGCUGAAAAUAAGCGCCUAGAUGGAAGGAAUGUAUUUGACUAUCGAGACUUGCAAAUCAGAUUUGGCAAAGACUUUGGCUGUUGUGAAGUCUCAAUGGGAACUACCAGAGUUUUGGGCCAAGUGUCGUGUGAAAUUCAGCAGCCAAAAGCUACCAGACCCAACGAGGGUCUUUUGCACAUCAACGUUGGUCUCUCUCCGAUGGGCGCUCCCCAUUUUGAAACGGGAAGACAGUCGACGACCUCCCUCCAGUUGAACAGACUGCUCGAAAAGUGCAUCAAAGACUCCCGAUGUGUUGAUCUGGAGUCCCUUUGCAUUGUGGCCGAGGAAAAGGUUUGGUGUGUCCGGCUUGAUUUGAACAUUUUAAACCACGAAGGGAACUUGAUCGACUGCGCCUCGGUGGCUGCUCUGGCAGCCCUUUCACAUUUCCGCAGGCCUGAUGUUGAGCUGACAGGAGACGAACUGAUCAUUUACGAGGCAGCCGUGAAAGAGCCGAUUCCGCUGGGCAUCCGUCACUAUCCAGUUUGCGUUUCGUUUGCAAUUUUUAACAAGGGGAAAAAUAUUGUGGUGGAUCCAACAGAGAUGGAAGAGAGGGUAGCUGAGGCGGAACUAACCCUUGGCGUUAAUGGCUACAAGGAGUUGUGUGGAGUUCACUUGAGCGGCAGCACACAGUCAGGGCCUGCCAUUGUUCGGCAGUGUGCAAACAAGGCCAUCAAUAGGGCCACAAAAGUUGUAGGCAUGAUCAAAGAGGCCCUAGCAAAGGAUGCCGAGCUGAGAGGGACUAACAGUGAGCGAGGGUUUGUUGAGUGUGUCCGCCAAGGCACCCUGACUUCUCACGGCGUCCCUAAAAUUCGCCUCCCCAUCAAACACAAACUCCCACUACCCUCCAUUGAGCCAGAAGAAAUAGUAGAGAGUGAAGAAGAGGAAGUCAGUGAUGACGAAAUCCAAAUUUUGGGGUCUGGCAUGGCGGAGCUAAAAAAUUCAACAGUAAAGGCUGCACAAGAAAUUGAGCUGGUGGAAACAAAGCAAGAAGUACAUGAUAUUGAUGAUGACGUAGAAAUUGUUUCUGAGCAACUAAAUUCCAGAAGAACCACCCCCGGCAGACGAACAAAGGUGCAGUGAAUUUUAAGAUAAAGACACUUUUUUCAAGGAAAAAAAUUGAAGAAAAAAGGUAAUUUUGCCGAUUAAAAAGUUUGUUUAAAUUUCAAAUAUAAUCUGCU
Messenger RNA from Neocloeon triangulifer, 1397 nucleotides. RefSeq names its product exosome complex component RRP45 (gene Rrp45). The transcript is spliced from 8 exons. Gene Ontology annotation, cellular component: nuclear exosome (RNase complex); cytoplasmic exosome (RNase complex). Gene Ontology annotation, biological process: U4 snRNA 3'-end processing; U5 snRNA 3'-end processing; nuclear mRNA surveillance. The coding region runs from base 127 to 1299 and encodes 390 amino acids. NCBI's taxonomy places the organism in Eukaryota, Metazoa, Arthropoda, Insecta, Ephemeroptera, Baetidae. The record is from RefSeq and is a predicted model, not a curated record.